Messenger RNA from Pseudophryne corroboree (corroboree frog), 3623 nucleotides. It is a transcript of the gene C4H1orf198, whose product is annotated as chromosome 4 C1orf198 homolog. The record is from RefSeq and is a predicted model, not a curated record. The transcript has 5 exons. Bases 199 to 1347 code for a protein of 382 amino acids. Lineage: Eukaryota; Metazoa; Chordata; Amphibia; Anura; Myobatrachidae.
UUACAUGACAGAGUGUACAGUGAGUGUGAGAGGAAGGGAGGAGAGAGGGACGGGGAAAGGAGGAGGGAUGGGGAAGGCCGGCUCCCUCUCUGUGCCACUGUAGCUGGAGGCUGCCAGGGAGGAGAGGACGCGCUGUUUAGUACAUUAGACAGCUCAGAGUGCACACAAAGGAUCACCUCCUCCUCCAGGGCAGGAGACAUGGCCUCUAUGGCGGCAGCAAUAGCCGCAGCCCGGGUGGCUACCUCUGGCAACCGACCCCUGGACGAGAAAGAGAGGAAUCGCUUUGCUUAUUUCUCCUCACUCAACUCCAUGGCCAAAAAGAUCAUGCAGGACAAGGAGCGAAUCCGGGAGCGCUACGGUGCCCAGUGGGAGAAGAUGCAGCCCAAAGAGCAGGACGAAGCCAUCGAUCAGAAUUUUGUGGACCCGGAGCUCCAAAAGCGGUAUACCCUGCACAGGGGACCCGCUGAGCCCCAGCCAGUCUCCUGCUACCCGGUGCUGAAGACACAGACUGGCCAGAAGGUGGUGCACUUCCGGGAGGAGGACAUAACUUGGCAAGAUGAACACUCUGCACCAUUUUCCUGGGAAACUAAAGGCAGUCUUAAUUCGGUAAAAUGUCUUCCCUGUCAUCAAUUCAGAUGUGCAAACCUCUGCCAAAAAGAGAGUCAGAUGGAAUUCAGUAUUUCCUCUUUACCUGCUCAAGACUCAACAAGUUGUCCUGCACAGAGUGAGCAGAAACAAACCCCCAAAUCUUUCAAUCAAAGCAACCAAAGUAAGACUAACCUUGUUAGUGCCCCAACCAAGCCCACAGCAGGAACGAGGGCAACCAGCUGUGAGAGCUCAACACCAGUCAGAAAAGAAGAGGAGUCAGCCUUUUGGAAAAUAAGCAUGGAGCGGUCUAGGGUUGAAGGCUCCCAAUCAGAAUUUCAGUCGUUAACGCCAAGCCAAAUAAAGUCUUUAGAAAAGGGAGAAAAGCCACUUCCAGUCUAUAAUAGACAAGACUCAUUCCAGAAGGAGAAGGAGGUAUUAGCAAAGCCAGACAAACCUGAGAAGCCUGCAGCAGUGCCCGAAAAGCCAGCUGUAGUUACCAAACAGCCGAAGACCGUGAAUCCAGGCAUUGUCUCGCCACCUUUGAAGAAUUCUAGACCAAGCCAGUCUUCUGUCAGCACUGUUGAUGAUGUUUUUCUCCCAGAACCACCAGCACCAGUACAGCCAGUACAACCAGUGACAAAAACCAGCUUAGAACCAGGCAAUGAAGAGGCUUUGUCAACAGGACCUCAGCUGUUCUCGCAGAUAAACACUAGCAGUGUGCUCUUGAAGACUGGAUUUGAUUUUCUUGACAACUGGUAACAAGAAUCUACAUUGGCGUCCAGAUCUGUUGGAGAAGUGCAAAUUGUUUUCUUUAUGAGUUGGUUUUGAGCUAGGUUUGAUGUAAACUGCAAACUCCUGCCUUCAUAGACAGCUUUUCGUAUAAGUAUAUGUAUCAUUUUAUAUACUAUAGUGAUGUAUUUGUUAGUUGAACUCUUAUGUAUUGUAUUGGUUAUGUUACGCUUUUUUUUUUUUUCUUCUUUUUUUUAAAAGGUGCCUUAACUAUUUACAUGCUAAAAUACCCUUUUUCCAGCAAUGUGUAAGAAAUAGUUUUUGAACUUUCUGGCAUUUUACUAUAAGUCAUGAAGAGACACUAAAAACAAAAGCAAAAUGCCUAUUACAGCAGACGCUUGGUACCUGGUAUUAUUAGAAUUGGACUUGUUUUGUGUGGUGUGUGACUUAAGCCAUCCCAUAUCUGAUUGGAAAAUUGCAUUAAGCCAGGUGGCUCUUUUUAACAGCAUCCCAGCCAGAUAACUAGGUUCAUCCUUGUUAGGCAUCCUUUAAAAGGCAAAUGUUACAUACAAAAAAAAAGUUAUUUAAAGACUAAUACUUCAAAAAGUUAAUAUAAAAUGUAAUGUACUGGUACAAAAGAAAAACAAAACAUUAAAAACCGUGGGUAAAAAACCCUUAAAAUAAUUUCUCCUCUUACAUAUGUCAGGGCAAAAAAAAAAAAACACCACUUUUUAAAGCUGCAAUCAUUUACAAGGCAAAGCCAGGUCGGUUUUGCCUUGUAAAUAAUUGCUACUUUAAAAAUACGGGCAGACUUGCAGGAAUUCCCAAACAGCCUGCAUCUCACAAGCUAUCACAUUAUACCCUUAGUAUUUAGAGCAGCGCUUUUUGUAUAGCUGUCUUAUACUAGGGUGCUUCAAUAUAUAAAGCAACAAGACCUCUCAUUAUGUAAAUCUAUUUAACUUGUACAUAUAAAGAUGGAGCCGCGCUCAUCUGAUGCGGCUCCAUCGCAUAGCAACGUUCCCGGCAUGACUAGGCAAUCCAUCCACCUAGUCACACCGGGAGCGCAAAGACGCUCCCAUUCAAGUGAAUGGGGCGCGUGCGAGUCAUGGACACGUGCGCGCCCGGGAAAGCAUGCCCAGGCACAGAUGGAGCCACGAUUAGCGUGGCUCCAUCUGUACAUUUUAUCAACUGUAUGACCUUAGUACAGAUUAUUUUUCCACAAAAACUUGUUUAAGCAUUUGUUCCAAUGGUUAAACAAGGCAUCAACCUGGCAUAGAAGAAAUCGGUGUCAGACAACUGAAACCAGGACAUAACAGCUUGCCGUUGGUUGCGAAACGCCUUCCACCCAGGUGCUUCUUCAAUGGUCAAAAUCACUCUGUGCCAGGUCAGGACUGUAGGGAGGAUGGUCUAGUACCCACGCCUGUUUCUAUGACAUGAUGUGAUCACCUUACACCUCGACAAGUUGGCGAUAAUUUUCAGCUGCUCAUGUAUCCUUUAUACACAGAAAUGUUAUGACACUACACACCUCAAUGUUUGACUAUGUUUCCGUCAACCCCGCCAUCUUGUAUGACUGAUGUGAUGACCAGUCUAAUGGCAGUGAGGGGAAGCAGUGGUCUACUUGCUCUGACCUGGCGGGAAAUUAGAAUUAAAUCGAGAACAUUACACAUGAGAGGUCUUGUUACCGUACUUAUUGAAUCACCCUUGUAUAUAUAGAUUAACCGUGAGACAGAAUGGUGAUAACAUUAAGGCCUGACUAUGUUUAUAGAUCUGCCAUAUGGUAAUAGAAUCAUAAAAUGAAUACUUAAGUUUACACUGCCCAUUGAGAUGAAUAGAUCCAGCUGGUUACUGUAACCUAAAAUGUUACUGUAAGGUCUGAACUACAUAAGUGAUUUUAAGUAGCUUCAUUGCAGGCCAUUAACUUGUUACCUAUGGCCUUGUUAUUGAACAACUAUCUCCUUUUGUGUAGCGUGGGAAUUUAAUAGAAAGGGCUGAGCAAUUAAUCCCUCACUGCAAAUUUCUGCGGGCAAGAAAUGCCAUUUGACCCAUGUAAUAAGAUUUCAUAGACAUCAAUCUCAGGUGAUUAAUCACACAAAGUAGCACAACAUCUUGAGAUUUGAUUGCAGAGAUAGAUUUAAAAUCUCUUGUGUAGUUUUCUCCUUUGUACUUUUAGAAAACUAUGGUGGAAUUCUUUUAUUUAACAUUAUUUAUUUAUUCUUUUUGAGCCCACAUUGUAUAGUGGCAAGACAUGAAUCUUCCAUCUUUAAUGUAUUGGACAAUGAGCAUUAAAGUGAAAUUUCAUUCUGUUA